This is a messenger RNA of Colletotrichum phormii, 682 nucleotides long. RefSeq lists its product as uncharacterized. Lineage: Eukaryota; Fungi; Ascomycota; Sordariomycetes; Glomerellales; Glomerellaceae. The record is from RefSeq and is a predicted model, not a curated record. The transcript has a single exon. The coding region runs from base 39 to 572 and encodes 177 amino acids.
GAGGCAGUAGUAGCAGUAGCCGGAGGCGCAGAUCAAAAAUGGCCCUCUCGAACAUGGUUUGGCAUGUGCCGUUUGGUAUACAGUUUUGGAUGAACAACACUUCGGAUGGCGGGCAUCGGAACCUAGAUACCUACCAUACCUACCUACUUACAUACCUUACUCUUCAUCUCAACUCACCCGUUCGGUUGCCCAUCCAGACGUCGUGUUGUCAUCAGAGCAAGGUAUUCACACAGCAAACCUUCAAAACAUUGUCCGUACUUCAAACGGGGGAUAUCCGCCACUCGAACGAGCGCGAGCGUACUUUGGGUUGCUUUUGUAUGUAUUGUUCAAACAACAUUCAGUGUGGAAUGGCAAUGGCUUUCAGCCAAGGCAACGCCCAAUGCAAAUACCUAGUGCGCGCCCACUCUCUUGGUCUCUCUCUCUCCCUCCCUCUCUCAACCCUUUUUGCCAUCCGGACGACAUCACCGCUUCUUUCCCCCCCUCUCCAGCAUGCAUGCCAGUCUCUUAGCCCCCCCUCUUCCUCUAUGGGCAUGACGAAAGAAACUAAAUCAGGAGAGACAUCAAUGCCGUAACCGAAAUGCCCCAAUCGCAAAACCACAGUAAACCAUACCGGAAAAGAAAAGAAAAAAAGCGCCUUCUCUUCUUUGUUUGUGCCUGCCUUGUAUGCUCUGGCUUUCCUCCC